Messenger RNA from Gigantopelta aegis, 3047 nucleotides. RefSeq names its product transient receptor potential channel pyrexia-like. The record is from RefSeq and is a predicted model, not a curated record. Bases 1037 to 2356 code for a protein of 439 amino acids. Gene Ontology annotation, molecular function: protein binding. The transcript is spliced from 3 exons. Lineage: Eukaryota; Metazoa; Mollusca; Gastropoda; Neomphalida; Peltospiridae.
CAAUUUUUAAAACUGAAAAAAGCAACUGCAUAAUGCUGACAGUGAAGUUUAAUUUAUGAAAUUAAAAUUGCAAUGAUUCAAUCUCUGUCACAGUAACAAUAAAGUUUUUAUAAACAUCCUCAGAAACAAUAGAUACUAUGUCUCACCUUCAUUUUAACAUGUACUAUAACCCAUCCCAUUAUCUUCUAGGUCGAAUCAUUGUUUUUCUUUUUUUGUUAACAUUUUCAAGAAUGUUGGAAUGAUGUAGACUAAACCAUUAUUUUAUGAGAAGUCAGAAAAAAAAACUGCUUUAGUCGUAGAAGAAUGCUGGUCAGCUCUUCCCAAAACCAACUAGCCCCAGUGUUUGGACAACUCGUUCCAAACUUUAGGCUACUGUCUGUAAAUAAUUGUGACGAAAUUAAAAACAGACGUCUACAACUUUUGUGUCAUUUUAUGUAUUAUAUUACAGUGAAACUCCGAUAUGACCACAUAUUAAAAUGGUUUUAUACUGGGGAGAUCCAAUAAUCAAUUACAAUGAACUGUCAAAAUACGUUUGUGAGUUUGUCCCCUAUAUCCUCAAAGGAAUGAUCAGGCAAGGCUUUUGGACUCGGGACUGGUGUAUAUAUUCAACAAUAUUUAAUGUAUAUUAUUGCUUAAAAUAUUGGUAUGUUUAAUUAAUAAAACUGAAAUAAUAUGAGUUGACUAAACAGUGUGGGGCGAGUUGGUAGGGGGUGACUUGGUUCUGGGCGAGUUGACCUACUCCCCUCUAGAGUCUUACCCACAGGGUUUGCCUUUUUUAUACUACAAGUCAAGUAUUUCUAAACCGAUUGUUUUUAACUUGCAUACAAAAGUACUAUAUUUUUGUUAUUGCCAAAACACUUCUUACAUCAAACCAAACUGGUAUUUCAAAAAAAAACCCACACUUUUUUUUCGAAAGAUGGGACUGACUAAAAGUUGCUGAAUAAAUAUUUGAUUUAUUUGGAUAUAAUUUUUUUUUUUUUUUUUUUUUUUUUUUCAGGGGAACAAUACAUUUUUUUCCAUCUGCUAAAUAAUUUAAAUGGAUCUGCAUCACGACCUGUAUUUUGCUGUAGACUGCGAUGACCCAGGUAAACUUGAAGCAUUAAUCACGAGCGGUGUUAAUGUAAAUGCAAUAUUUGAAGAUGACAUGAACAUCAGUACGCAGACCAUCCUUCAUUUCUGUUGUGUGAAGGGAAGAACCCAGUGUGCCAGAAUCCUCGUUGAAGCAGGUGCAAAUUUAUACGCUCGAGACAACUGGGGUCUCACACCAUUGAUACACGCUGUUGGUGCAAACUGCACCGAGAUUGUCGAACUUUUGCUAGCCAAUGAUCCCGGUCUGGUGGAUAUUCAGGACAAUUAUGGUAAGUCAGCCCUCCACUGUGCCGUUAGUAACCAGUUUGAGGAUUGUAUCAGGAUACUGCUGAAGUACGAUGCCUAUGUCAAUAUUCAGAACGAUGAUGGUGUCACGCCCACCUCCACGUGUUGUCUGGUCAAGGAUGAAGACUAUGACCCCUGCAACAUUCUGAGAAUGCUGAUAGAAGCAGGCGCGGAUGUCAACAUGAAGGAUGGAAGGAGUAAACGGACUCCUUUACAGAGUGCUUGCCUGACAAAAAAGACUGAUGCUGUUGAACUCCUGCUUGCCACUGGCGCUGACCCAAACACACUGGAUGCAGCUGGCCGUACACCCCUGACGAACCUGAUAUACGAAUGUAUUCGGAGUUACCACAGCACACAUUUCAUAGACUCGGACGUAAGCGCCAUCAUGAUCAUGCUGAUUCAGGGAGGCUCGGACAUCAACAUGAUGACCAGUCCAGAAAGCAACCCAUUGAUUGCAGCUGUGUCGGUCAAGGCAGCACCUCUUGUUUCAUUCUUCCUUGAAAACGGGGCAGAGCCUGAUGUUAAAUUUGUGACUGGUGUUAACCCACUACUGUUAGCUGUGAACAGGCAGGACAUCCCCACUGUUAAAAUCCUGCUUCACUGGAACUGUGACCCAUACAUAAGAGGACGAAUCUUUAAGAGGCGGCAGAAUAUUGAGCACUUGUUUGAUCCAUUUGAACUGGCAGUUUUCGAGAGGCAUUUUGAAAUAAUGAAGCUUAUGUUCUCUUCGGGCUACAACCAAACACACAUUUUGAAUCUGUUUAAAAGAAAAGAUCUUCCAUCGUCUUUUCAUGCCGAUGAAGAUGUUAUGUCGUGGGUUCAGGAUCAGGCAUCAUUGCCCAGGUCAUUGUUGAGUCUGAGUGUUUUUGCUGUUAGGCAGGUGUUAAGACGGCGGGUGGUUUCAGACACUGACCAACUGCCGCUUCCAACACGGAUAAAAGAUUUGGUGCUUCUGAAAAAUGUGUUGAGCUCCGAUGAAUGAUCCAAGUUAAAAUGUUUUUUUUUAUAAGUGAAUCCUAUGAUUUUCUAAGCUUUGCACACCCAGUGGUUUUUUGUGUGUGUGUUGGGGUGUUGUGAAAUACUCAUAAUAUUGUUGUCUCCUGCAGCUAAAUACUUGAGGUCAUCAUUAUUAUCACCGGUUCUCCAGCACAAUUUUAUGUGAAACACUGAAUCACUCGUAGUACGGCCAAUUUCCAUCAAUGUAAUUUUGCGCAGGUGAGUUUAUUGAUACAAUACAUUUAUGUUGUACUUUUUUAAGAUACAAGAUUUGAUUGAUUAGUGAUUUUUCCACAUUUUCUUUCAAAACAAAGUAUUUACAUUCGGUUUAAAAGGACAUUUUAAUGACGUAAUUUUUUUUAUGGUGAUCUGCUUGCGAAAACGCAGAAUCGUGUUAAUGGAAAACAGGCCUAAUGGUUGAAAACUAAAUGUCUGGUAUCCUUUACAUACCAGUGGUUUCUUUUGAAAGAUAACUAUUAACUGGUCUAUUGUUGUUUAUGAAAUAUAUUCUUUAUAUUUAAAAAAAUGUUCACCCUGGUUUUGGGUACAACACGUAGCUCGGUGGUAAAAUGCUUGCUUCAUGCACGGUUGGUUUGUGUGAUUUCUCGUUCCAGCCAGUGCACUACGACUGGUAAAUCAACGGCUGUGGUAUGUGCUAUCAUGUCUGUGGGAUGGUC